AUGUCUGACCUUCCCCAGCCCGAGAGCUCCAUCACAACAACAAAUUCCGAACCCGACGAUGCGCCGACAACAUCGCUGCCGGCUGCUCAUGGCUCCGGCCAGAAGUCCAAGGGCGGUUUCCAGCUCAACGUGCACGACGCCCUGAGCCCCGACCCGACCAACGAGGAUAUGUACGAUGUCCAAGAUAACAAGUUCGCCUUUUCACCCGGUCAACUUUCCAAGCUCCUCAACCCGAAAAGCCUCGACGCGUUUUACGCCCUCGGGGGCUUGGCCGGCCUUGAGAAAGGCCUGCGCACCGAUCGCAAUGCGGGUCUCAGCACCGACGAGGGGACCCUUGACGGCGCCGUCAAGUUCGAAGACGUUGCGCCCAAGGGCACUCCCAAAUACGGCUCAAACGGCGACACUCUGCCCGUCGCCAAGGGCGACAACGACAGCCCCGCGACCCCCGCGCACCCGCACCACACCACGGGUCAGUUCGCCGACCGCAAGCGCGUCUUUCGCGACAAUAGGUUGCCCGAGAAGAAGAGCAAAUCGCUGCUAGAGCUGGCCUGGAUCACCUACAAUGACAAGGUCCUGAUCCUGUUGACCGUCGCCGCCGUCGUGUCCUUGGCCCUCGGCCUGUACCAGACGUUUGGUGUCGAGCAUGAGGAUGGUGAGGCCAAGGUGGAGUGGGUUGAGGGUGUCGCCAUCAUGGUGGCCAUCAUCAUCGUCGUGGCUGUGGGUACGGUCAACGACUGGCAGAUGCAGAGGCAGUUCAACACGCUCAACAAGAAGGCCGGCAACCGCACCGUGAAGGUCAUCCGCUCCGGCAAGUCGGUUGAGGUUUCGGUUUUCGAUAUCAUGGUCGGCGACGUCAUGCACCUUUUCGCCGGUGACCUGGUUCCUGUCGAUGGCAUCUUCAUUAACGGCCACGGCGUGAAAUGCGACGAGUCCUCUGCCACUGGCGAGUCCGAUCUGCUGAAGAAGGUUGGCGCCGACGAGGUCUUUGCCAUCUUGGAGGAUGUCGCCAAGGGAGGUAAACCCCCCGCCGACGUUGAGAAGCUCGACCCCUUCAUCAUCUCCGGCAGCAAGGUCAACGAGGGUACCGGCACCUUCCUGGUUACCGCCGUCGGCGUCAACUCGAGCUACGGCCGCAUCAUGAUGUCGAUGCACACCGACCAGGAGGACACGCCCCUGCAGAAGAAGCUCAACGUCCUGGCUGACUGGAUUGCCAAGUUUGGUGGCGGCGCUGCCCUGCUCCUCUUCGUCGUUCUCUUCAUCAAGUUCCUGGCUCAGCUCCCCAACAACACCGACACCCCCGACCAGAAGGGCCAAACCUUCCUACGGCUGUUCAUCACCUCGGUUACUGUCGUCGUGGUUGCCGUUCCUGAGGGUCUCCCCCUGGCCGUUACCCUCGCCUUGGCGUUUGCAACCACCCGGAUGUUGAAGGACAACAAUCUUGUCAGGGUGCUCAAAGCUUGCGAGACCAUGGGCAAUGCCACCACCGUUUGUUCCGACAAGACUGGCACCCUGACGCAGAACAAGAUGACUGUCGUGGCUACCACUCUUGGAAAGAGCAUCAGCUUUGGCGGCACCGACGCGCCAUUGGAGGAGGACAAGGACGAGACCAGCAAGGCUGUCGAAAUUGAUAUCCCCAACCUGCCCGUUGCCGACUUUGUGAAGGGCCUCAGCGCCACUUCCAAGCAGCUCCUGGUGCAAUCCAACGCCGUCAACUCGACCGCUUUCGAAGGUGACGUUGAAGGCGAGAAGACCUUCAUCGGUUCCAAGACCGAGGUUGCCCUGCUUACUCUCUGCCGCGACCAUCUCGGUGCCGGACCCAUCCAGGAAGAACGCGCCAACGCCAACGUCGUCCAGGUGGUGCCCUUCGACUCGGCCGUCAAGUACAUGGCCACCGUCGUCAAGCUACCCAACGGGAAGUUCCGUGCCUACGUGAAGGGUGCCUCUGAGAUCCUUCUUGGCAAGUGCACUCAGGUUAUGGCCGAUCCCGCCAGUGAGGAGCUGACCACAACCCCCAUCACCGAGGAUGACCGCGCCGUCUUCUCGCAGACCAUCACUUCUUAUGCCGGCCAGACCCUUCGCACCAUCGGUUCCUCGUACCGCGACUUUGAGUCGUGGCCGCCUCCGGAGCUCGCCGGCCAGCAGGAGCUGACAGCCGUCGAGUUUGACAAGGUGCACAAGGACAUGACGCUCGUGGCUAUCUUCGGUAUCAAGGACCCGCUCCGCCCCACCGUCAUCGACGCCAUCAAGGACUGCCGCCGCGCUGGUGUCACUGUGCGCAUGGUCACCGGCGACAACAUCUUGACCGGCCGGGCCAUCGCCAAGGAAUGUGGCAUCUACCACCCCGAGGAGGGCGGCCUCGCCCUGGAGGGUCCCGAAUUCCGCCGCAAGUCCGAAGAGGAGCUGAAGAAGCUCGUACCUCGCUUACAGGUGCUCGCCCGGUCGAGUCCGGAGGACAAGCGCAUUCUGGUCCGCACCCUGAAGGAUAUUGGCGAGACGGUUGCUGUGACUGGCGACGGAACCAACGAUGCGCCGGCUUUGAAGAUGGCCGAUAUCGGGUUUGCCAUGGGCAUUGCUGGUACCGAGGUGGCCAAGGAGGCUGCGUCCAUCAUCCUGAUGGAUGACAAUUUCGCGUCCAUCGUCAAGGGUAUCAGCUGGGGUCGGGCGGUCAACGACGCCGUCAAGAAGUUCUUGCAGUUCCAACUGACCGUCAACAUUACCGCCGUGGUCCUGACCUUCGUGUCUGCUGUUGCCAGCAACGAGGAGGAGUCCGUGCUCAACGCGGUUCAGCUUCUCUGGGUCAACCUCAUCAUGGACACCUUCGCCGCCCUUGCCCUCGCCACAGAUCCGCCUGCGCCGUCGGUUCUCGACCGGAAGCCUGAUAAGAAGUCGGCCGGGCUCAUCAACGGCCGCAUGAUGAAGAUGAUCAUCGGCCAAGCCAUCUGUCAGCUUGCCAUCACUUUUGUUCUCCACUUCGCCGGCGCCACGCUCCUCGGUUACGACCUCGCCAACGCCAACAGGGAGAUCGCCGAGCACGAGGAGAAGCGUCUGCGAACCCUCGUCUUCAACACGUUUGUCUGGCUGCAGAUCUUCAACGAGCUCAACAACCGCCGUCUCGACAACCGGUAUAACAUCUUCGAAAACAUUUCCAAGAACUACUUCUUCAUCAUCAUCAACUUGAUCAUGGUCGGCGGCCAAGUCCUCAUCAUCUUCGUUGGUGGCGAGGCCUUCAAGAUCACGCCCCUUGACGGCAAGGAAUGGGGCCUCUCCAUCGGCCUCGGUGCCAUCUCACUACCCUGGGGCGCCGUGAUCCGAACCUUCCCCGACGCCUGGGCCGAGGCCAUGGUCCCGCACUUCCAGAUCCCGCUGCCCAACAUCUGGCCCUUCAAGGGCAUUGUCAAGAAGCGCCGCGCCGCCGCCGCGGGUGGCGACGCCGAGAAGGUGCCGCUGUCCGAGGAGGAGCGCCGCAAGCUCGCCGACGAGAGCAGCGACAGCGACGCCACCUUCGAGCCCCCGCUGCGCGCCCUCACCAGCAUCCGUGGCCGUCGCGCCACGCACAACACCCGCCGCAGCCUGAGGGAGUACAUGCACGAUCAAAAGACCAAGGUCAAGGAUAAGGCCAAGGUCAUUAGUGGGAGCAAGACCGAUGUGUCGUCGCAGACGCAGUCACACUCGCAGGCGCCGGGGCUGGGCGGGAAGUUGCCGACGGUUUGA
Chaetomium globosum CBS 148.51 is the source of this 3711-nucleotide messenger RNA. RefSeq lists its product as uncharacterized. Gene Ontology annotation, molecular function: P-type calcium transporter activity; ATP hydrolysis activity; ATP binding. Gene Ontology annotation, cellular component: membrane; intracellular membrane-bounded organelle. Lineage: Eukaryota; Fungi; Ascomycota; Sordariomycetes; Sordariales; Chaetomiaceae. The transcript has 3 exons. Gene Ontology annotation, biological process: calcium ion transmembrane transport; intracellular calcium ion homeostasis. The record is from RefSeq and is a predicted model, not a curated record. The coding region runs from base 1 to 3711 and encodes 1236 amino acids.